AUGAUUGAUGGUGGAUGGGAAUGGCAGUGUGUACAGCACCUUCAAGCCAGCAGCACGCCCAGCCCCGCGAACGGCGGCGCAUCUGGUUUUCGUCCGGGCCUACGAGCAAGGCGACCUGGCCGAGUUCCUACGUGUGGCCCAGAAGUCCUUGCAGGAGGAGCCGGAGAUGGACUGCAUCAGCACCACGACCAUCCUGCACCGUCUGGCAAGGGGUUGGGCUUCGGGCGCCAGGGGCGAGCUGGCCGGCGCCACGGUCGACGUUCUGGUCCUGCUCAGCCACCGCCUGGCAGAUAUCUUUCGGUAUGCCAACAGCACCAACAGCACCAGCCCAUGCGAGCUGCAGCCACGACACCUAGCCAUCACCGCCUGGUCCUUCGCCACGCUCCUGCGCUGCCCUGCGCUCGGCCUUCGCGCAGAGCAGCUCGGGGCCCUCUUCCGGCCUUUGGCCGAGGCCGCCGUCCCUCGGAUCCCCGACUUCGAUGGCCAGUCCCUGGGCAACCUUCUCUGGGGAUGCGCUGUGACGCGGCAGGUGAACCGACGGCUGUUCUUCGUGGCGUCCAGGACCUGGGCGGGCAGAACCUGAGCAACAUCUUGUGGUCUUUCUCGCAGGCGCGGCUUCCGAACCAUGCGCUCUUCCAAGAGGUGGCCCGACAUCCGGAGGUCUUUGAGGACCGUGGCCACAAGGUGUCCUCGCAGCACAUCACGAACGUGCUGUGGGCCUUCUCACGCAUCCACGGCAAGCUCGGCAUGUUCCGGAGCUUCUUCGACGCAGCGGCCGAGGCGGCCAUUCCCAAGCUGGGCUCCUUCAAGACACAGGAGCUGGCCAACUUGCUCUGGACCUUCGCGAACCAGACCAUGUACCAUGAAGGCUUGUUCGCAGCGGUUGCGAAGCACGCGAAGGGCAGACUUCAAGAGUUCGAGAACUUCGACCUCUCGCAACUUCUGUGGUCGUUUGCCAAGGUGUGGUGGCGUGAUGCCGAGCUUCUCGCCGAGGCUGCGCAGGACAUGCUGGUGGGGCACAAGAGGCGGCUGAAGCGCAUGUGUGCCCAGGAUCUGGGCUGCGUGCUGUGGGCAUUUGCCAUGCUCCAGUGGGAAGACGAAGACCUUUUUGGAGCUUUGGCCCAGGCCGUCCGCGAGCAGUUCGCCACUUUGAAGCCGCUGGACAUCGGGAACGUCGCCUGGGCGCUGGCGAUCGCGAAGCAGAUGGACAGCCACACGGCCCGGAUGAUCGCGGACCACGCCCUGCGCCAGCCUGGAGAUUCUUUUGGGCACGACUUUGGGUCCACGGCCGAAGGCUGGGUGCAUGUUCUCUCAGGGCUGGAGGAGCCCCUGUCCACCGCGGGAGACCGGGAGAAGUGGGAAGCCUUAAAGGCCCGGUUCAGCCUCGCCAUCUUCGCUCCUCUCUGCGAGAAGCUUCAGCGGCUACGACGGGCCACGGCAGGCGAGGGAGACACGGCUCAGCGGAUGAUGGCCAUGCGACAGGAGCUCGCCCUCCUGGAAGCUUGGGUCGGGGACCUGCAGCUGGAACACCUGGGCCCCGAGUACUCGCAGCUCCUGGCGUCUCGCUGCGGUCUGUGGGCUUCCGGGGACUGGACGAACACGGCCAGGGCGGCCAUGGAGGCUUUCGAAAAGACGUCCACGCAGUGCACCGCCCCCGAGCGCAUGCAGGAGGGUGUUGUGCAGAAGGAGGGCAAGAGCUACCGAGUCGGUUUGCACCAGUCGAAGGUGUUAGCCUGGCUUGCCUACGACCUGCAGCUCCAGAGCCCGAACCUGCCUCGCACCGACAUUUGUGAGUCGGGCCAGGUCAUAUCAUAUGGCCGGGCUGAGAGGGAGUUCUGCCCUCACUGGCAGGCAGCGGAGAAGCUGCUGCUUCCCUUGGCCAGCACCUCGCACAGCCGCGGUGGCCAUGCCGAGCGGGUGGCCAUGCUUCAGGUGUUUGCGCACGCGCUGAGCUGCGCGGCCAGCCAAACAGGUCCACUGUUCGGGCGUCUCAUGCUCAUGCUAAGCCAUCGCAUGGCUGGGGUACCUGGCAGCGGGUGA
Symbiodinium natans is the source of this 2040-nucleotide messenger RNA. Lineage: Eukaryota; Dinophyceae; Suessiales; Symbiodiniaceae. The record is from the annotation of a GenBank genome assembly.